UAGAGAAAACUUUAUUAUUUAUGUAACAUACUAUACAUUAUUCCUAAUAAACUGACCCUGAGUUUACCCGGUAAUAUUUGAGCAGUAAAAGAACCAAAUUUGAAUGACGUUCAACAUAAUGCGUGAACACGCCGCUAGUGUUGUCGGUACUACUUCAGGAAGCUCAGUGUUCAGACAAAGUACCCCCCCGUCCCAGUCCGGUCGACCCGCGCAUGCGUCGUGCCGCGGGUCUUUAGCACAUUGGAAGUGUCGGAAGUUUAGCAGCCGUGAUUUAGCACCUAAAAGCUAACGAUACAGACUCGUCCCCACCGUAAAACUUGAUUUUCAGGAACAAAAAAGUGUAUUUGGGCGAAAGGUCGCACAUUACAGGGAACCACGGAGGACAGUGUAUGGAUUUAAAUCGUUUUCUAUUGUUUGAUAAGCAUAAUAAACAGCGUUAGACAGGUUUGAAAGAAGUUGUGAUUGUUUUUGGCGCUCUAGUAGCGCAGAGGAAAGAUGGACGCUCUGCGGCUGUAGCAGCGAGCUAACCCUAGCUGGCUUCUUCGCCUACUGGUCAGCGAAGUACGUGGACGCAUCCGAGCUACUACACUGAUCUGGGGGAAAGUUUGAACGCUUUAUACCACCACACCAGCGGUUCUGAUUUUCCUAGAACCUGUCGACGUAGUUUCAAAAAAAGCUGAAACUUAACCACAGCAACAUUUUUAAAUAUGUCUGUGCAGCUCUGCUCUGCAUGUUUGCCGAUCCACUAAAGCAUGAGUGUCCCUCAGGCUCUGAGGAUGGGACCAGGGCUACUGGAGGCAGGAUUUAGAUGUCACAUGGUGCUCUGAAGAAGCCAUGGGUAGCUGCUUAAGCUGUCCAGAGAAAGAGUCAAUUCCAGAUAAUCAUCUAAGUAAAUUCAAGGUGAUCAACGUUGACGACGAUGGGAAUGAGCUGGGCUCAGGUGUGAUGGAGCUGACUGACUCUGAGCUCGUACUCCACACCCAUCGCCGAGAUGACGUCAGGUGGCCAUAUUUAUGCCUGCGGCGCUAUGGCUAUGACUCUAACUUGUUCUCAUUUGAGAGUGGUCGCCGCUGCCAGACAGGCCAAGGCAUUUUUGCUUUUAAAUGUCCACGAGCUGAAGAGAUUUUCAACAUGCUGCAAGAGGUGAUGCACAAUCACAGCAUCAGUGUGGUGGAGGAGGCCGUGCUGGAGCCCAGUCACCAGCCUGCACAAACUCCUGCAGCUCUAGGUUACUCAGUGCCAACGGUGCCAAAUGGUGUGACCAGGAUUCCCUCAGUGGGUGAAGCUCCAUCUCACCCCUCCACCCGUCACCCGUCUGUGGCCAGCACCCGUCUUCCGUCGGUGGGGGAGGAGUCUACUCAUCCUCUGCUAGUGGCUGAUGACGCGGUCCAUACAUAUGUCAACACCACCACGCUUCUGGAGGACCAGCCCAGCCCACUGACAGUCACCACCCCUCUGGAGAGUCCCACAUCACCCCAGUCCCACUGUCCUCCGACUCCCCCGCCCCCUCCGAGGGUCCGCGGCGACCCUCCGGCCCCACCCUCCCAGCCUGAACCCCAGGUGCUGCUGGAGCCUCAGGGGGUGCGUUUUGUGCUGGGCCCAACCCCAGUUCAGAGGCAACUAAUGGAGAGGGAAAAGAGGCAGCAGGAGCAAAAGGAGGCCCAGGGGCCCCAAGAGACUAAUGGCCACACAGAGGACCCCAAUGAGGCCGAGCAGGCCCUCAUACACUCCAGUGGUUCCUCCAAUCCAUCCACAGCUUCUCGUCGGCAACGGCCGCCCCCCAUCACUCCCGACCUGCAGAAUGUCAACAACUCAGCCCAGCGGCGCACGGCCCUGCUGGACUACGAGAACCUGCCAGCGCUUCCCCCAGUGUGGGAGGCACGGAAGCCGAGCUUUGAGGAUGAGGAGAGCGGUGGCCUUAAGACACCGUCACUUAAUGGCUUCAACCACCACCCCAACCACGGCCUGUUGCACCACUCCUACUCUCACCCCCUGUCUGCUGCCCUCGAGCCCUCGCACAACUACGUCAACACGGAGAAUGUGACAGCGCCACUCAGUGCACACCGGCCAGACACUGCCCGGCGCCGUGCCGAUGGCCCCACUAUCUUUAACUUUGACUUCCGCAGAACACCGCUUCUUGGUCACCCGGACCCCCCCAAGACCCUCAACUACAUUGAGGUGGAGAUGGACAGUGGUGCAGGAAACAAAGGCGCCUCAGAUGGCAGCAACCCUCAUACACCCCGCACCCCCACUUCGCCAUUACCCCCCACCACCCCCACUCGCCGCACUGAGCUAUAUGCUCUCAUCGACAUUGAACGCACCGCCGCCAUGUCCAACCUGCAGAAGGCACGGCCGAGAGAUGAUGGCACAUCACGCAAGACGAGGCACAACAGCACGGAGCUUCCCACCAAAAGCACUGUGUGACCCCACCCGUUCUUUAAGCCUUCGUUUGUACAGACACACUGCCGCCACAGCUCCAGGCUCAUUAAUGACUUCCUGUGUGCUCACCUGCUCAGGUGAAGCCUGGAUGAAGCCGAUUCCUCCUGUUUCUAUGGUACAGAUCAGUAUUACUGAACAAAGCAUUCCAUUUAGCCUUUUAUAUGAUUCUCUACAUGCUGCUGUCCUUAAGUAUCUAUGGACUACAUGGUACCAGUUCUGUUUCUGAGUAUGUACAGUAGAUCUGGCACAAUAAAUGUUUUUAUUUGUA
Molecule: messenger RNA, 2707 nt
Organism: Betta splendens (Siamese fighting fish)
Lineage: Eukaryota; Metazoa; Chordata; Actinopteri; Anabantiformes; Osphronemidae
Product: fibroblast growth factor receptor substrate 2-like
Biological process (GO): cell surface receptor protein tyrosine kinase signaling pathway
Cellular component (GO): cytoplasm; cell-cell junction
Source: RefSeq, a predicted model, not a curated record